AUGACUGUCAUGGCCGAUACCCCGUCAAAGGAGAUUUGGCAGAAAUUUUUCCUCCAACAUGACUCUAUUGUAUCCCUGCUUGACAACCAUGCUACCGUCCUCAUUGAGUUGAGAGACCAUUGCGCCGGCAGCGACGCAGCACUGGAAGCACUCAAGGCGCGGUUGAUCAGCACAGAAACCCUAAUCGCAGGGUUCAAAUCGUCUAGCGAGGCAUUGAGAUCAAUCACCAAUCAAGAUGACUUCGAGUCAACAGAUCCUGCCAGCCGUCGAAACAUUCCGUUGCGCACUGCCACACCCACGGUUGACUCUAGUGGACUAUUUUCUUUCGAUGCGAAUCCCUCGAUUGUCGGUGACUUGCUCAAGGAGAAGUCAACCCCCAAGCGCAAACUGCAGACCGAUGGAACGAUGGAACCUGAACACGAGCGCAAGAAGUCGAAAUCGAAUGGUCAACUCCAGCCAGAGUCCUCAGAAGAAGAGGACUCUUUUGUACGAGGGGUUGAGGCUCGAGUCCAAGCAAAAGCAACCCGAAAGAAGGAAAGUACAGAAAAGAAGCGCAAAAGGCAAAGCGACGGAUCCGCAUCCGGUGAGAACAGAAGCCAUCAACACAAGAGGUUGAAGCAGGAAGGCAACGCAUCAGGGAAGCCUAUGGAUAUCAGACAGAACAGUAACGGCAAGAGACCACGAGCGUCAUCGAAAAUCAGUAUGCGAAACAAAAAGACUCACAAAAAACGCAAGAGAUGA
Messenger RNA from Exophiala oligosperma, 741 nucleotides. RefSeq lists its product as uncharacterized. The transcript is spliced from 3 exons. NCBI's taxonomy places the organism in Eukaryota, Fungi, Ascomycota, Eurotiomycetes, Chaetothyriales, Herpotrichiellaceae. The record is from RefSeq and is a predicted model, not a curated record. Bases 1 to 741 code for a protein of 246 amino acids.